Molecule: messenger RNA, 554 nt
Organism: Acanthoscelides obtectus
Lineage: Eukaryota; Metazoa; Arthropoda; Insecta; Coleoptera; Chrysomelidae
Source: the annotation of a GenBank genome assembly
AUGAUCAUCAUCAAUCUUUCAUUGGUCUUCUUGUCAUCGUCCUUUUUUGACAGCUCCUGUCGAACCAUCUCCAAUUCGGCUCUCAGCUCCUCUAUGGUCUGCUCCUUAUCUAUCGAUUAAUUUAAGCUAUAAAUAGGUUUAUGGAUUACGACGUGAAUGCGUAUAGCAGUGACGAAGACGCGAGAAGGCCAAAAAUAAUCGGCCGAAUUCCUUUGAUGAAUUUGAUGACCUCGAUUUCCUCGCAAGAUUUCGUCUUACAAAAAGGACUGUAGAAACUCUCCUGGACGAAGUCUAUGAAGAUUUAGUAUAUCCUGCAAGCAGGUAGAUGUAUCUAUCAUUCGGCUGUUGUUAGCACUGCACAAUGGAAGUUUUUUAACUGUUGCUGGAAAUUUUGCUGUGCAACUGCAUCCAAAACAAACUUACCAUAUUAAUAAUUAUUUUGCAAAUUUGUAAAUCGAUUCAAUACAUUCACUGAUGCUCAGUGAAUGACUCGAUGCUAGAUGAAAAUUGUUUAGUAUAAGAUCUGUGAUAAUCCAUGGCAAGUGGAUAAGAGU